Phacochoerus africanus (Common warthog) is the source of this 3454-nucleotide messenger RNA. It is a transcript of the gene MEX3B, whose product is annotated as mex-3 RNA binding family member B. Gene Ontology annotation, molecular function: RNA binding. Bases 345 to 2075 code for a protein of 576 amino acids. The transcript has 2 exons. NCBI's taxonomy places the organism in Eukaryota, Metazoa, Chordata, Mammalia, Artiodactyla, Suidae. The record is from RefSeq and is a predicted model, not a curated record.
UUAAAGAAACGCUGCUGUCGCUCGCCUGCUCGCUUCUCGCUCGGCAUUGUGGCUAGCCAGCCGGGCACUCGGGGGGCACGCGCGGCUGCCGCUCGAGCUCUGCCCCCACCCCACCCGCCAGCAGAUCUGGGGUGGGGACCCAGGCGGGGGCUCCUGCAGCCACUGCCGGGCGCGGACCGCGAGGAGCGAACCACUCUUCCCGGCGCCGAGAAAGGAGCAACGGAGCCCUCUGCAGCCAGCCUGCCUCCCCGCCCCUGACCACUCGCUUCCCGGCUGCCUUUGUGGCCGCAGCUUCCCGCUGCCGAGCCGUGGGCCGGCGGGGGUGCGGUGCGCACGGCCGAGCGAUGCCCAGCUCGCUAUUUGCAGACCUGGAGCGCAACGGCAGCGGCGGCGGAGGGGGAGGCGGCGGCGGCGGCGGGGGAGGCGGCGGUGGCAGCGGUGGGGGAGAGACCCUCGAUGACCAAAGAGCCCUACAGCUCGCGCUCGACCAGCUCUCCCUGCUGGGGCUGGACAGUGACGAGGGCGCGUCUCUGUACGACAGCGAGCCGCGGAAGAAGAGCGUGAACAUGACCGAGUGCGUGCCAGUGCCCAGUUCCGAGCAUGUCGCCGAGAUCGUGGGGCGGCAAGGUUGUAAAAUCAAAGCGCUGCGGGCGAAGACCAACACUUAUAUCAAGACCCCGGUCCGUGGGGAGGAGCCUGUCUUUGUUGUGACGGGCAGGAAGGAGGAUGUGGCCAUGGCUCGGAGGGAGAUCAUCUCUGCCGCGGAGCACUUCUCCAUGAUCCGCGCCUCGCGGAAUAAGAACACGGCGCUCAACGGCGCGGUGCCUGGGCCGCCUAACCUGCCAGGGCAGACCACUAUCCAGGUGCGGGUGCCCUACCGCGUGGUGGGGCUCGUGGUGGGGCCUAAGGGAGCCACGAUCAAGCGCAUCCAGCAGCAGACGCACACGUACAUCGUGACGCCCAGCCGCGACAAGGAGCCGGUAUUCGAGGUGACCGGCAUGCCUGAGAACGUGGACAGAGCUCGCGAGGAGAUCGAGGCGCACAUCGCCCUGCGCACUGGCGGCAUCAUUGAGCUCACAGAUGAGAACGACUUCCACGCCAACGGCACGGAUGUGGGCUUUGAUCUGCAUCAUGGGUCCGGCGGGUCCGGCCCAGGCAGCCUCUGGAGCAAGCCCACCCCCAGCAUCACGCCCACUCCCGGCCGCAAGCCCUUCUCUAGCUACCGCAACGACAGCUCCAGCUCGCUUGGCAGCGCCUCCACAGACUCUUACUUCGGCGGGGGGACCAGCGGCAGUGCAGCCGCUACCCCGCGCCUGGCGGACUACAGUCCCCCCAGCCCUGCGCUCAGCUUUGCUCACAACGGAAACAACAACAAUGGCAAUGGAUACACCUACACCGCGGGGGAAGCUUCUGUGCCUUCCCCCGACGGUUGUCCUGAGCUACAGCCCACCUUCGACCCAGCUCCCGCCCCACCACCUGGGGCGCCUCUUAUCUGGGCCCAGUUCGAGAGAUCCCCGGGAGGCGGACCUGCAGCUCCCGUGUCCUCUUCCUGCUCUUCCUCUGCAUCUUCGUCUGCUUCGUCCUCCUCCGUGGUCUUUCCCGGGGGCGGCGCCAGCGCACCCUCCAAUGCCAAUCUGGGGCUGCUGGUGCACCGCCGGCUGCACCCGGGCACCAGCUGCCCGCGUUUGUCGCCACCCUUGCACAUGGCCCCGGGGGCGGGCGAGCACCACCUGGCUCGCCGGGUGCGCAGCGACCCGGGCGGAGGGGGCCUGGCUUACGCCGCGUAUGCCAAUGGUCUGGGAGCGCAGCUGCCCGGCUUGCAGCCGUCGGACACAUCUGGCUCCUCAUCAUCGUCCAGCUCCUCCUCCAGCUCUUCAUCCUCCUCCUCCGGGUUGCGGCGUAAAGGCAGUCGCGACUGCUCCGUGUGCUUUGAGAGUGAAGUAAUCGCCGCAUUGGUGCCCUGCGGCCACAACCUCUUCUGCAUGGAGUGCGCCAACCGCAUCUGCGAGAAGAGCGAUCCUGAGUGCCCGGUCUGCCACACUGCGGUCACUCAGGCCAUCCGCAUCUUUUCCUGAAGGCAGCGCGCGCGCUCGCCUGCGCGCACCACGCGGGGGAAGGAGGACCCGCUUCCCUCCAUCCUCACUCCCCAGCGCCUCUCUGCCUACUCGGUGCCCCACCUCCUCCUUCCCCCCUGCUCACACUCCUGAGAUCCGAAGAGGAGCUUGGAAAGCUGUAGUAUCCGCUCAUUUUCUAAAAAUUUUAAUUUUUAAACAAAGGAACUUGCCAGGAUAUCUGCAUCAAGAGUACUGUAGCCUGGGAAACCUCCGAACCACCUGAAAUGCAUGCUCUAUAAAUAAUAGAAUCGGCGACAUUCUAGUAAUGAUAGUUUUUACACUGUACUUAAUAGGAAGCUUCCAAAAGAAGAAAACCCCACAAGUUCUCCAUUUUCUUAAAGUAGGAAAAAAAUGAACAAUAAUUAUUAUGAUGAAGAUGAUAAUAAUAGUGCUAUGGGAUGUGUGGACUGUUUUAGUGUGUUCCCCUUUGUGGCUGGGUUCCUACGAUGCUUAUUAUAGAACACAGUGGAUCCUUUUUGAAUGUUCGUGGAAGGGCCAGGAGUUCCUGUGAAACCAGGAUACUGCAGCUUUAUUAAAGUUAAAGAAACUGUAACAUAUCUCUUAUAUAUUAAAAACGUUUAAAAGUUUUAAAGAGAAAUUGCAUUAAUACAGAUUGAAGUAUUUUAUUCUUUUUUGACUUGAAAAAUUAUAUUUCAUAUUGCAAAGAUGUUUACAAGUAUUUUAAUUUAAGUUCAGUGAACUUUUUUGUAGCUGGGUUAAAUCUUUUUAUUUUAGUAUGGCCUUAUGGCAAAGAACACUGUAUUAUUUUAAUAAUCACACAAUUGUGACGGAAUUACAAACCAUAAAAUGUGUAAUGUUUUGAACAGUAUUCUGUUGGGAUGGAGAUUUUAUAGGUUCAGACAAAUCUUCUAGAUCUGCUUCACCCAGCAUAUUUUCUAUUCAGUGAUAUAAAGCAUAUUUUAUUCUAUAUUAUUACAAAAAACGGAAAUGUAUAAACAUGUCAAAAGGAACUGUUGAUGCUUUCUAACAUUUGUAUAAAUAGAAUUCAGUGCAAGUUACAAAAAUUCUGUUGCACCACUAUAGUUUUAGUAUUUCUAUUUUAAUACAUUUGUUUACCACUUGUUUAUGUAUAUGUAGGUGAUGUUACUUGAGCUUAAAUGUACUUUACUGAGCAAAGUUUAAAAAAACAAAGUAUAUUUUAUUUUAUGAUAAAGGGCCUUUAACCUCAUGGUCAAAUACUAAUAUUAUAUUUGCUGAGACAAGAUUUGAAAUUGUAUCAAGAGUUUUAUUUUUCUGACAUUUAAAGUUCUACAUAAUAAAGGUAAAACUUAAGUAAUGGUGCUACUUCAUUUUUUAAGUAUUUCUAUAUAAAUAAAAUA